AUGAACAGGACUCAGGACAACCGUGGGAGAUGCCCGCAGUUCGAGAGUGAGAGGGAGCGUGAAGCAGACAGGCUCUUGCAGGGGGUGCCAGUUACCGUCCUGCCUCCCAGGGCUCUGACGGCCUGGCGCAGGCGCUGGUUCGUCCUCCGGCGGGGCCGCAUGAGCGGCAACCCCGACGUCUUGGAGUACUACAGGAACAAGCACUCGAGCAAGCCCAUCCGCGUCAUAGACCUCAGCGAGUGUGCAGUGUGGAAACAUGCGGGUCCCGGCUUCGUUCGGAAGGAAUUUCAGAAUAAUUUUGUGUUCAUUGUCAAGACCACUUCCCGUACAUUCUAUCUGGUGGCCAAGACCGAGGAAGAAAUGCAGGUGUGGGUGCGCAGCAUCAGUCAGGUCUGCAACCUCGGCCACCUGGGGGACAAUGCAGAUCCCAUGGAGAGCCUCUCUCAUGCACCGUCCUCCCUCCAGCCAUCCCCUGCCAGCUCCCUUCACACUACUGCCCAUGCUGCCAGCUCCUCCUUGCCAAAAGAUGACCCAAACACUAAUACCAUAGCCGCGGAGGAAACCAGAAGUGAGUCACAGCUCCUCAUCCUUCCUGAUUAUCUGGUUCUGUCCAACUGUGAGACUGGAAGACUGCACCACACCAGUCUACCCACCAGAUGUGACAGCUGGUCAAACUCAGACCGCUCAUUGGAACAGACUUCAUUCGAUGAUGUUUUUGUUGACUGCCUGCAGCUGCUACCCUCCAGUCACUUGGUCCACCCCUCACGCCAUGGAAAUGGCUUUCAGGAGGUGCCUUCUACAAGGCCUCAGGCUGCCCUGACCUGGAGUAGAGAAAUCAAUGGGCCAUCCAGGGACCCAUUGUCAUCUUCAGCAUCGCUGGAAGCCUCCCUAAAUUCCACCAUUCGUGUAGAUAAGAAUCAAGGUUCCUUGACCUGUGGAGCAAAAGACCUAGGCAUUAUGCGCAUCACUCCGCCUCCCCGCCCUCCUAAGCCAAGCCAUCUCUCUGAGCGGCGCCACAAGGAGCCACUCCUGUGCAGUGGGCACAGCUGCAGCAGGAAGCCGGAAUGCACUCUGGUUCCCAGAAGAAUCUCCCUUUCUGGUUUAGACAACAUGAGAACCUGGAAAA
Molecule: messenger RNA, 1126 nt
Organism: Galeopterus variegatus (Sunda flying lemur)
Lineage: Eukaryota; Metazoa; Chordata; Mammalia; Dermoptera; Cynocephalidae
Gene: GAB3
Product: GRB2-associated binding protein 3
Exons: 4
Source: RefSeq, a predicted model, not a curated record